UACUGUCCAGGACUGUCCACCACCCGUCACUCUCACUGGUGGAACGUCUUCGGAAUCUUCCCUGUGUCCAGUCGGAAAACGAUGUUAAUUUGACGAGCAGAAUAUACCGGAACUGACGAUGUCGCUACUAUUCCUAAAUACCCGUAACCCCACGUGGCAGGACCGAACGGUCAAUGUGGAAGUGAUGCUGGCACCGGCUAGGAACCAGCUCCUCAUGAACAAACACAAGACUCUUGGUAGUAAAUGCCUGAAGGCACAACGCCUAUACGACAAGGAGCGAGAAUCCAUGUUAAAGAACAUAGUUAUUGAGAAAAGGAUAAUGGAAAGAAAACAACAGGUACUAUCGAGGAAAAAAUCCGAUAUUAUGAUGAAUCGCGUCUCCUCUAGUGUGUGUUCUGAUAGACAGAUCAGUACACCCGUUCUUACAGUGUGCUCUAAACGGGGUGGCUCGGCACCGGCCAAACUCGGCUGGGCAGAAAAAAAUACGAACAAACCAGGCGUGUUUUUAACGGAAGUGGCAGGGGCGGGAGAACUUCGGUCUCAAUCUGUAGCUCCAGCGGAAAGAGACAAACAGUGGAAACAGUCCUCGUCACCCUCACACGGUAAUCUAAGCAAGAAAGCCGUGGGCUCAGCUUCUCAGCUGUCAAUGUCCUCUCGACGUGUAAUCUCCCCUUUUGGAUCCAAGCGUUCUUCAAAGAGAAUUAAGUCCGUGAGGUUUAACGACAUUCGUGAUCAUGAGAAUCAGGAAACAGACAAUUACCCAUCCAGACCUUGUGUUGACGGGCUAGUACAGCAGUUCGUUCAGACUCAGGCCGAGUUUAAUCAGAGACCAGUGACAGGUAGCCGUAACCAGUGGACAAAGAGGCCGGACACAAACUCGCCAUUGGUCGCCAAGCGAUAUUCAACCCUCAGCGUAAACAAUAAUAAACUCAUUAACGCAUUUGACAAUUUCUGUUUAGACAAGAACAAGGAAGACUUCCAAAAACUUGUGAGACUCGCUUCUAAACUAAAGUCAUCAGUGAAAAUGGCGCGGAACCAAUCGGUAGUUCCCCCUGUAGCCGCUCUACGAUCACGGAAAGCGUUCAUGGAAAAGAUAAAAAAAUCCGAGGACACGAACUCGUAGUCUAGAUGGAUAAUAUUUGUGAUGAUGUAAUGUAAGAUGAUAUGUUAAUGUAUGGAUGUGUUGUCAGACGAUAUCUCAAUGUAAGGUCGUGUUGUCAGAUGAUAUAUUAAUGUAUGGAUGUGUUGUCAGAUGAUAUCUCAAUGUAUGGUUGUUGUCAGAUAAUAUCUUAAUGUAUAGAUGCAUUGUCAGAUGAUAUCUUAAUGUAAGGACGUGUUGUCAGAUGAUAUCUUAAUGUAUGGACGUUUU
Messenger RNA from Mizuhopecten yessoensis (Yesso scallop), 1369 nucleotides. RefSeq lists its product as uncharacterized. Bases 119 to 1123 code for a protein of 334 amino acids. NCBI's taxonomy places the organism in Eukaryota, Metazoa, Mollusca, Bivalvia, Pectinida, Pectinidae. The record is from RefSeq and is a predicted model, not a curated record. The transcript is spliced from 2 exons.